Patella vulgata (common limpet) is the source of this 1270-nucleotide messenger RNA. RefSeq names its product renalase. Gene Ontology annotation, cellular component: extracellular region. The transcript is spliced from 7 exons. Gene Ontology annotation, molecular function: oxidoreductase activity, acting on NAD(P)H. Lineage: Eukaryota; Metazoa; Mollusca; Gastropoda; Patellidae. The record is from RefSeq and is a predicted model, not a curated record. Bases 78 to 1154 code for a protein of 358 amino acids.
UUAUGGGCGGCGCUAGUGAAAAAUUGUAAACAGUGGGCACGUGUGAUCUGUCAAAAGUACAGACGUAGUCGGUCUUUAUGCUUCGACACGCAAUGGACAGGGUGUUAGUAGUAGGGUCAGGGUUAACAGGGGCAGUGACAGCUGCUCUCUGUAGACAAAAUCUCCCCUCCAGACCAGACAUUUUUAUAUGGGACAAAUCACAAGGCGCAGGUGGUCGAAUGUCAACAAGUCGAUGUCCAUCUGAUAAUAAAUGUACAGUUGAUUUAGGAGCACAAUAUAUUACAUUAUCUAAAGAAUAUACAGUUAAACGAACAGGAUUAUAUCAAGAUCUGGUAGAGAAUGGCGUUUUAUCACCAAUGCAAGGAAAAAUGGAGGGUGACAAUUCGGCAGAAGGCUCACAGCAUUUUGUUACUCCAAAAGGAGUUAGCUCCCUUGUCAAAUAUUAUCUUGGUUUGUCAGAAGCCAAUGUUCAGUAUAGUCGUACUGUUAAUAGAAUAGAUUAUAGUAAUAGUAAUGGUAAAGAUAUAGUUAAAGUAUCAACUAAUACAGGUGAAUGUGAAGAUUUUGAUGCUGUUAUAUUAACUCUACCUGUACCUCAGUUACUACAGUUACAAGGAGAUAUAAUUAAAACUAUAGAGAAUUCAGGUGAUAUCAAACAGAAUCUAGAACAAGUAUCCUAUUCUUCUAGAUUUGCUCUGGGUUUAUUUUAUGAUAAAGGAACCAAGUUGAAUUAUGACUGGUGUGCUAAAUAUUUUCCUGAUCAUGAAUGUAUCCGAUAUGUCAGUAUUGAUAACAAGAAGAGAGGAAUAGAAAAUGAAGAUACAGCCCCAUCAGUGGUUGUUCAUACGAAUGUUGUACCGUUUGGUUUAAAAUAUCUAGAAACAGAUAAAGAAGAAGUUGGACCAAUUGUAUUAAAACAUUUACAUGCCUUAUUACCAGGUUUACCACAACCAAAUCAUGUCAAAAACCAUAAAUGGCGGUAUUCACAGGUACAUAAGCCAUAUGCUGGUAAAGAGGGUUGUAUUGUAUUACAAGAGAAGCCAUUAGUUAUAGUUGGUGGAGAUGGUUUUACACAGUCUGGUUUUGACGGUUGUGUCGACUCGGCAGAAUCUAUUAUAAACUCUAUCCAAAAACUAUUGAACAAAGACGGUUGAACUGUCGAGAGUCUGAUGUGAGAUAUAUAAAUUUGAUAUAUACAUGGCUGUGAUGUCAAUUAAUAUUAACUACAAUUUUAUGUAGGUGUUUGUAUGAAAUAAAAUAAUUUUGUUUA